AUGGCAUCAGAUGACAAGCUCUUGAGGCAGUGGGUGUCAGAUCAGCUGAUGACACUGAUGGGUUACUCUGAACCUUUAGUGGUCAAGUACAUCAUCCGAAUAUGUAUGUAUUGACGACAAGAUGACUAGUUUUUUCAAAGCUUAUUCAUACACUGUUCCUUUCCUAUUCUGAGUCAAAUGCCUGUCAUUUUUGCAGCCAAGGAGGCAUCAUCACCUGCCGAAAUCAUUAGCAAGCUUGUAGAGUCUGGAGCAUCUCUAUCAGCUGAGACCCGGUCGUUUGCUGAUAAGAUCUUUGCUAAGGUGCCACAUAAGCAAAUGGGUUUAAGUGUAAGUUUCUACCUGAGUCAGCAUUACUGAGUAAUGGCCUGAUUUUAUCUUGUGCGUAUUCCCACCUGAUGUAUUUAAGGCCAAGCAUACUGUCAAGUGUUUAUCUCGUUUUUGAGGAUUAUAUUAGCUAUGGUUUUCUUAGUACUUGCAGACAUUUGUAGGUAGACAUGUAGAAAAAGGAUUUUCUAAAGUCUAUGGAUUUGAUGUAGAUGAUGCCCAUUUUCUGACUAUUGAACAUUUGCUUUACUAUCAAGAAUUUAGGAACCUGGAAAUUAUGUGGCCCGUGGGCAUGGAUUGUACACUGCAUGUAUCUAAUCUAUGGUAUUCAGCAUACCUCUCCAAAAUGUUUGGUUCCAUGUCGUUAGAGAAAAAAAAAUAUAUUUGGGACCAUAUGAUUGGUUUGAAGGGUCUGGGCCUUGGUUUUCCUUCAACGUGGCCAUUGCUUGAAACUUUGGGGUUUAUCCAAUGUGCAGGCUUAAUCAGGUUGAAGGACAGUUAUAGCACAGUGUAAGGGAGACAGCAGUCCUGCAAACUCUGGGGGGUUGUCUAUGCCUCAAAAAGGGGUAGACAAACCCCUUAAAGGAAAAACUAGCCAUCGACAACUGCAGUUUGAUCAUUGUUUUGAUCUGGAUAAUAAUGUAUAAUAUUGUUUUUGAGGAAAACAGCCCUGGUGUUUGGAAAUUUACAACUUAUUUUAAGUUUUUUCCUUCUUUUCUAUAAAUCUUUCAUAAAACCUGUAGAGCUAUGUAUUUGAUUGGCGGAUGCACUAUAAUUGAGUGAUGGAUGAUGAUUGCUUUUAACUUAAUCAUCAAAAUUUUGAUUUAUAAGCUGAGUUAUACAAGGAUAAGAGUUGUGCUGAAGACCAUGUCCAGUUGGGUUUUUAGCUUAUCAUUAGGUUCUGAGUGCAGAACUUAUCUCUGUCAAUCCCCUUGAAUUUCAGUAAGUGAUGUGGGCAUAUCACAAUACUAAAUGCUGAUUCUUUGCCAUAUCAGAGCUAAACAUGGGGUGGACUGAUUCGUGGGAUUUUAUGAGUGCCACUUUUCUUUUCUCGGAGUUUUGGUAGAUUUGCGCCCAUCAGGUUCUUGGUUAUCUUUGAAGAUGAGCUAUAGUGUUUGAUUCAUUGAUGGAGUGGAAAGGUGAAGGAAGGGUUCACCAGCCAGACCUCGGCAAGAAGAAUCUUUCUGGGAAAUUGUGCUUUAAAACUGUAUCUUUAGAGCACAGAAAAAACAUUGCCUAUUUGAAGCUUGUAUACGCCUUUUGCGAUAAGCUCCCAGAACCUCAUAUAGUUUGUUCAUGCAAAUGACAGGUGUUAAAACGAUCUUAAAACAUGUUGAACAGUAAAUGCUUAACAAGAUAGUUAGUGAUAUCAGAUGAUUAUUUGGGCCUUGACUCUGCAGCCCCAUGCAAGCAUGUGGUGGCCGAUCUUAUUUAACUCCCUGUGCCAUCGUCUACAUUUGCUUUUUUUUCCACUUUGAUUGCCAAUCGCAACUGUCGAAAUUGGAUUUCUCCUUUACCCACUUUUCCUCUGAGCUCUUUCGCUUGGUGCACAUGCAUUUCCAUUUCUGAGUAUAGCAGAAGGAUUGGUGGGUUGGUACACGUGCAUUUCCAUGUCUGAGUAUCGCAAAAGGAUUGAUCCAAAGGUCAAAUCUGACAGAAUGACUUCAAGUUGGUCCAAUUCAAUUUGGAUUAUGAGAGUUCAUGACAGUGGUGGUAUUAGGUCUAUGAAACUUAGCUCAUGUUAUUUUCUGCUGGGAGGAAUUAUAUCUAGGUCUUCAUCAAAGUUCAGACAGAGUUUCGUUGUUCAUUCAUUAAUGUGUUGACUUGGUAUUUAUUUGUUGACUUUCGAAUCUCUGAUAUGAGUAUUUAGUAUUACAACAUUAAGUAUCCGUCUAUGUGUUUUAUAAUGUUUUUUUUUUAACUUGCAACAGAGUUACCAGAAACAAGAAAAAGAAGCUGUUUCGUUGGUGAGGAAGCAGAAGACCUAUAAACUUUUGGAUGCUGAUCAUGAAGAUAGUGAGAAUGUGCCUGCAAAAGUUACUACUUCUCAACCAGAAAAGUCUGAUUCCCGCAGGAAGCACUUUCGGAGAAAGAGUGAAGCUCAAGAAAUUGAAGAUGAUGAGGCAUAAUCUUUAUUCUCAUUGAUAGGAUCACUUUUUACUUGAUGCGGUAAGACAUGAGAUUUAUCAUCCUUUCAAUGUUUCCUUACUUUUUGUUUGAUUUCGUGCGGUGUUGCAGGUACAAGUAAAAAUGGAAAAUGUGAGGCAAGUCCGAAGACGCACUUCCCAAAGUGAUGAUGAUGAAGACGGUUAUGAAGUAAGAUCUCACUCCUUUUAUCAAAAGUUGGUGGCUGAGUGUUCUUUAUUGAAGCCCAGGGCUGUAGAAAAACUUUCCCGUCAUGCUGCCGCUGCUGCUGCUGCUUCAUCGCUAGAUAUCAAGAAUAUUUUUCCUUGGCCUAUUUUGAAGUUGUUUGAAAAUUAUAAUUCUACACGAUGGAGUUUCUGGCGCGUGGAAGCAGGGUUUUUUGAAAAUAAAAAGUCAGGCGCUGUUCUGUUCAGCUUAUCUAACAUUUCAUUUCUUUGUGUCGCUUGUAGAAAUCUAUUCUCUUGUUUAUUCAGUAUGGAAAUGCAGUUAUUUCACCAGAUUAGACCUAUAAACGUUUGUUUGCUAUCCUAAUACCAUUUCAGUAAUGUUAGAAACAAAGGUGUACUCCAUGUUCCUUUCAUUUUCUUUCAGAAGAUGCCUGCAUCAUCUCCAUAUUCUAUGUUGCCUAAUUUGUCUUAUGGAUAAGUAGAAAAUUCUCCAUUUUGCUCCAAAUGCACUGACCAAAUCAGAGUCUAUGGUGUAGGAUUUUCCUUGCUUAUCUGCCCUUGACCAUCAAAUAAGCCAUGUGGAUUAUCAUUGAUAAAAAGGCUUUAUUUAUGUUAAAAAAACCUCUAAUUCAACUUUCCUUGUAAUGCUACAUGAGAUUCUGUAUAAAAUCCCAAUUCCAACUUUCGUUAUUCUUUUGUCAUAACGAAUUUUGAGUUCAUAUGCCAAUGCAGUCAGAAGAAGCAAUGAGGCGGGAUCAAGAAGAGCGAGCACAACUUGAGAGAAACAUUAAAGAGAGGGAUGCCGCAGCAACCCGGAAGGUAUAUUUGACGUUGUCGUUGUUUUUCUUGACGGUCAUCCACCUCCACUAUUUUCUCAUGUGCAUGUCAAUCCUUUGGUUCCAAAAUGUUAUUAAAGAUAACUAGUCUCUAUGCCACGAGGAGAUGAAAUGUCUUGGGGCCUAAGUUAUUGUACCGUUUUGUUUUUUUUAUCUGUAUUGAAUGUGUUGUACCACCCUCUUUCCAAGAAUAGAUAUUCAAAAAGUAGGUGAUCCUACUUUAUAAAAACGAUGGUUUGCUCUGAUUUUUUCCACUUUAAGUGAUCGAUGUGAGCAUUAGGAUUUGAAUUAUCGUCCAUCAUUAUGAUGUCUGUGGAUUUUUCUUUGACAACCACAGGAAAGGUUAAACGAUUUUUUUUCAUGUGACAGUAAUUGUCUUAGAAGGAUACUUGUGCAUUUCCAUGGAAUUUAUGAAUAUUUUGAAUUCUGUGCUGCAUGAAAAAAAGUGAUGUAUUCAUGGUUCUUUAAGGGUAUUAAUGAAAUUGAAAAUAGCCGUGUUAAUCAUUAGAAAAAAUGUGUAAGAAAUAACUUUAACAUUAUUUUCCCCUUGUGUGUUAAAAUGAACGGUUAGACUUAAUCCCACAUUUACUCUUAAUUUUCUGUGCAUCAUUCGCCGAGUGGCUGUUUAUGAACAGCUGUUUUCGUUCUUGAACAGUUCCUAGGAUGCUGCCAUUUGCAAAGGCUGUGGCAGUGAAGCAGACGCUAAUACUUAGCAAAUAAUUAAUAAUGAGUUAUUCAAUCAUUUAAUAAUUGCAUGAUUCUUUGUUUUUUAUCUUAAUAUUUUCUUCUUAUAUAUUAUUUAAGUGGUGUUUAAAGCCUUGCUUUCUCUAGCAGAAAGUAGUAUCCAGAGCAUUUGUUAGCCAAAGUCCAUUGAACGGAUUUGAUUUACAUAAAAACGCCAACAAUCCCUUUUUAUGCUGUCUUCAUUUGUUUUGAUUUUUCUAUCCGUUGUUUGUGUUUGAUGUUGUUACUUACAUGUGGGAUUUUAUUUCUGAUUUUUUUCCUUUCUUAUUUUUUUAACAGUUGACUGAGCAGAAAUUAUCAAAGAAGGAGGAAGGUAAUAUGGCCUGUAGUUAUGUCAGUUAUUUUAUUUAAUGUUUUUUUUUUAAAGUGUUCCGAAAUUAUAUUUAACUUAAUUCGAAAAUGUAAUGCAUUUGUUUCCAGAGGAGAUACUUCGGAGAACAAAGGCUUUGGAGGAAAAUGACAUUUCUAGCCUAAGGUGAUCAUUUGAUCUCCCUUGUAAUUAUUUGUGGCAAUGCUUUUUCUUCCUCGACAAUUGAUAGUUAAUACCUUGCUAUUUGCAUGUUAGAAUGGCAGUUAUAGAAAUUAAAAUUCAGGAUAAGAGGCUAGAUAUUUGUAUUUUUGUCAGAAUACAAAUGGGAAAUUUCUAUUUACCCUAUAGUCCAUUCUGUCAAGGGACUAGAACCUAAAGUCUCCCUUGUUGGUGUGGAUCAAAUAUUUCACGUCAAAUGCCAAUUGUAAAGGUACACCAUGUGACCCCUAGUUAAGAAAGGUCGCGUGGAAAGAUGAAAUCAAUGAAUUGUGACUAUUUUGAACUGCUAGUUUUAUCCAAUAAAUUUGUCUCUUUUCCUAAUUAUUGGUCAAUGUGUUCGGCCAACUAUUUUUGGCGAGCUGCCUUGGGGUCAACUUUCAGCAAAUUGGCGCUGAGUACCUGUCCCAGUUAAAUUUUGACACGGGUUUGAUGAGGUUCAUAGGAACAAUGUAAAGAAUAAGCGUACCAAAUAUCUGUAAGUAUUGCUAAGUGAAAGGAGCAUACCCAUGCCCUCCCCCACACCCCUCUAGCGUGCUCCCACAUGCACAGACCCCAUAAAAAAAGUAUAAUACAUUCUAAGAUCCGAGCACCUCGAUGUAGAGGAAUAAAACCUUUGCUCAUCACCGAAACUCUUUUCGCCGCUUUCUGCCUAGAAAAAUGUAGAAAUAACUAGCUUUCUGUGAUGCAACUCUGUUGCCUUGUAGUUCGAUAAUUUUAUAAUUAUUAAGCUUAGGAGCAGACGAGAUAUAGGAGUCAUGACUCAAGAAACUGAUUGCAAACAUAAGACUUCAUGUGAUGAUGAAAUUGUAGGCUUUUUGCUGUUACAGUUAUUUUCUGUGCAUAUAUCUUUGUGCUGACUCGUCAUUCAAUGUCUUCUUUCCCAGAAAAGUUUCAAGGCAGGAAUAUGUCAAGAAAAGGAAAGAGAAGAAGCUUGAGGAGUUGAGGUAUUUUUGUGCUUAUUUUAUUGCAAUGUUUCUCCAAAUGCGGACCUGCUGUAUUGCAUGGUUAUUUAUAACUUCUUAUAUUUUGACUGUUUAAGGGAUGACAUACUUGAUGAAGAGUAUCUUUUCCCGGGUGUUGAGCUGACUGAAGCUGAACGACAAGAUAACAGGUAGAAACUAUUUAUUGCAUCUAUUUUCAUUUUUUGGUCAAAAGACAUUCAUCAUACACUGUACUUGUAAAAGUUUUUUGGAAAUUAUGCUUCCCCUCUUUUCUUGUUCUUUUUUUUAGAAUGCUUUUCAUGAAAGUUGAUGCGAAAACACCUCAAGUUUUUCCCUUUUGAGACGAAUUUAUAUAUCUAAACUCUUGAGGGGGACGUUGGCCGUAGUUUUUGAUUUCUCUAUUCGGGGAUUAAGGAUCUUGGGUGGUGGUAAAGGAGAGGCUGUACGGACAGGGUUUGCUUUCUGUAUCUUUCGCUUUUCCGAGUGUGGAUUUGGAUCUUGUUGUUUUCUGCGGGAGUUGCUUUCGAUUUUACUCGUCAUAUGGCUUUAUUCUUUUACAUGGCAUUUCAUUGAUGUUUAUGUGAAACUGAUAUUCUACUUUUCUCCUUUAUCCGAAAUAAAAUUUUAUUUUCACUGAGGGAUGUGCACACAUGCAAUGAGUUAGUAGAUAAUUAAAUUUCAGUAAUGUGGUAGCUAAAGACUUGGGAACUUGCCUCAAUAUUUCAUGCUUCAAAAGUUCUGUUUCAGAUUCUUGCGAUUCAUAUUUUUCGUUUAUCAUUCAAUAGUCACCGUUAUUUUCGUUUUCUGCUUUUCAGGUAUAAAAAGAAAAUUUACGAGCUUGCAAAGAAACAUGCAGAGGAUUUGGAUACCAUUACUGAGGUAAUUGACGGUUUACGUUAUAUUGAACUGUGAUCCAGUGCAUUUUCUGUCACUUUUGGGGUCAGGGAUGACGAUUAAUAAUCUUUUGAUUCGUAAUUUCUACUCUUAGGAUUGGUUUAUGAUUUGGUUGUCACUGUUAUUUCCUUUAAUAUUCUGCUACAGUAUUUCCUACAUAUAGAUAUGGCUUCAUUAGGUUUGUAGUGCUCAGGUAUCAGCGUUUUUUAUGGCGUGAAUUAUUCUGUGCAGUAUAGGAUGCCUGAAGCAUAUGAUCAAGAAGGGGUUGUGAACCAAGAAAAAAGAUUUGCUGCUGCAAUGCAGCGGUAUAGGUCAGUUCAAAACUCAUGUGCCCACCAUCUCUUGUGUAUAUAUAUAGCGAUCGUUGCAGAUGUUCAAUAAAGGUGAAAGAUAAGCUUUUUUAUUUGUCAUGCUUGGAGUAGUUGUAAUAUCUUUUUUUUGCAUGGUAUGCUGAUUCAGGGAUGGUGGAGCUGGUGAUAAGAUGAACCCUUUUGCUGAGCAGGAAGCCUGGGAGGAGCAUCAGAUUGGUAUCGAUUUUUUUCAAUAAUCAUAUCGCUUUGUUUUUUACCGCUCGUUGAUUUUAUGAUGCAUGUGGAAUUUUUUUUCUUUAUUUGUUGGCAUGAAGUUCUAUCUUAUUUCAGGAAAGGCAACUCUAAAAUUUGGGUCAAGGGAUAGAAAGAAAGAAACCGAAGAUUAUCAGUAAGCUUUUUCUCUGCUAUUUUCUGUUUUUUCCCACUUUUGUAUUGUAUGGUUAAAUGUUUAAUAUGUUUAGAUUUUUUUUGCGGAAACAGUGGGAAUGAACUGUUUUAUUUAUGGGUCAUAUGCUCAUCUUUCGAUUCUUUUAAAUUAGGUAUGUAUUUGAGGAUGGCAUCAAUUUCAUCAAGGAGUCUGUGAUGGAGGGGAUCAAGGUAGGUCGAAUGGAAUUCUUGGACUCUUCAGAGAUAGCAAUCUAUAGUAAAUGUAUUUGAGUCCCAUUGACAUAUUAUUGGUCCUUUUUUCCGUUUCUAAUGUGAAGGAUGAAGAUGAGUUGCUUGAAGAAACAUUGGAACAGUCGGCUGCCAGUUCAAUGUCACUGAAGCUUCAGGUUCAACAUUUUUUAAAUGCUGAUUUCCUCGUCUUGCUGUCUUUCAAACAUGUGGCAUGUGAUUGAUUUGAUCUUUCAUCUCGUUAGGUUUUGAUUUGUUUUCAAAUCAACACUCUUAUCCGAAGCUGUGUUCCAGUAAAUGUAAAGGUGACCAAAUAACUACUCAUUUUUUUUUAUUAGGAUGACAGAAAAACUCUCCCUAUUUAUAAGUAUCGUGAUGACCUUCUGAAGGCUGUUGAUGAACACCAGGUAUGUACAUUUGACUCGCUUGUCUGGUAUAUCCUUGCGUUUCUUUGGAAGAUGUAGGCUGAUUGUAUAGACGUAUCCCAUUAAUCAGAGUUUAGUUGAUACCUUCCAUACUAUUACAUUUCCCUGCGGGAUUAUAAAUUUCCUUGAUUGAGAUUUGCCUACUUUUUAUAGAGGUAAAAUGUUGGGCUAUCUACUUAGUGGUUGGCUGGCCCUUUAAGGAAAAAUGAUAUUUUACCAUAUUUUUUCAGAUGAACAAUGUAAUAAAUGAAAAUGGCCAGGUCGAAAAUUUGUUGGUGAAAGAUAGGAGAUUCAAGCAUGCUUUAGCGGGUGCUACAAAAAUAACUUUGAUGGGAGGGGGUGUCGACCGGAGGAGGCAACGGAACUCCUUUGGUUUCAAUGAGAAAGGACAUUACCUGUGGCUACAUUCGGUUAAACCAGGAACUUUUGGGAGUAAGGGUUGGAGGUGGAGAGGACAAAGGGGAUUCUACAGGUCCUAGUUUUUGAUUCCCGCGUGGCAGAUUUGACGCUUGUUAAUGGGUUGUUUACACUUACCCUUAAUGGACCACUUGGAAUUGGGUAUGUCUUAGAUGUUGUUAUGGAGUCAGGGCAUUUGAGCAUGGUCUGUGGAAGUUGAAAUUUAAAUUAUGGAUUGAAUUUUCGUGUCCACAAAUGUGUACUUUUUAUAUAGCUUGACCAGGAGCGAAACCUUAUCAUUUUUCCUGCAUUUUAAUUAAAAUUUGACCGUCUAGAACUUGUUUUUAUUUGCCUUAUUAUAAAGUGGUGAAUGACCAUUUGCUCCUUUCUAGUGGGAGGUUGCAAAGUAAAAUUUGUUUAGGUUGCUUUGUUGCCGUGAUGAUACCAUCACAGUUAUGGUUUGGUGUGACAUAGCUGAUUUUCAAUCAUCCAUCACACAUGUCCACCAUUGGUCGUUUCCUUCAUAAAAAAAUACCGGAUCCAUGCAUUAUCGCCACCCCUAUAUACAAUUCUGCCCUGAUGAGAUUUAUGGAGAAGGAAAUUGCUCAAUUUUUUGGCUGCAGAUUUGUGAGCCUUUGUAAAUUCGGCCCACUCUCUAGCAUGGGCUCCCCUUAUGGCAAGGCUGGCUAAUUCAGAUUAGGUUCCAAUUCUGGAACCUCAAAAACCGAGUGGACUGAUAUCUUUUGCAUGUGGCUGCAAGGUAAAACCGUGUGAAAAUAAAGGAGUGGAAUUGGAGGUAAGGUACAGAAAGUAGAUGGGCACUUGGAUGCCAUACACCAUGGAAGAGAACUAUAUUAUGUUUCAAACCGAAGCUAGCAGCUGAGAGAAGAAACGCUAAUAAAUAUUAGAAAAACUCAGUAGAAAAUUCCACAAAAGAGAAAAAUGAUAUUUAUGCCAAUGCUAACUAAAUGGAAAAGCAACUUGAGGGUAUCCAAAUCUUGUAUACCCCUUUAAGUCCUGACCAGUGACCAGAGCACUCUCAGAUAAGGUUAUUCAUUAGCGACUAUUGCGAGUGCUAUACAGAUUUAACCCAUUAUGUUGGAUACUAUAUCUUCUUUGGUCUGAACUGGUUUGAUUUAUUGAAAUAGAGAACAAGGAAUGAACUGGUUUGAUUUCUUUGGUCAGAAAGUAGGUUUGAACUGGUUUGAUUUAGGCGACACAAUCUUCUCGGUGAAAAAGAACAAGGAUUGAGAUAGAGAGAAUAGAGGAAGAAGAACAAUAUGACCUGGCUGCUGCAGCUGUAAGAACAGAAGUGUACAAACCUGGCCUGGCUAUCACUUCUGAAUCCAUUGCCCACUAUUUCUACUGGCAGCAUGACACAUGUUGCACGUAAAUCAGGCAAAUGGAACAGUGGUCCAAUUAAUUUGCAUGCAACCUGAAUGGGGUCUGUGCAGCAUGACCAAGGCCUUGUUGUUGAACAAUUCUCAUGUAUAUAUAUCAGGGUUCAUAUGCCGCAGACCAAAACAGACCUAGGAAGCCAAGUAUGCUUCUUUAUCAUUUUUGGAUAUCAUGUAUAGUUUGCUCUCUCUUAUUAAAUUUCAAUUGAAUUUCUGCAUGCCUUGGCGACGCGCCAUUAAAUGCUUUCAUUUCAGGUUCCUAGACUUUGCUCAUGUACCUGAUAUUGUCCUAAAUCUUGUCCUAGUUUUUUCCUUUGUGGAAGGCCUUUUGUGAAUUAAGCUGAUGAGGUGAACUGAUAUUCUGUUUGUGACUUAUAUUGUCCAUGUCUCUGCCAAAGGUCCUUGUAAUUGUUGGCGAAACCGGUUCUGGGAAAACUACUCAAAUACCUCAAUAUCUUCACGAAGCUGGGUAUACACAACGUGCGAAGGUAUGAAUUGAUUUGUCACUCGUGCCCCUUAUUGUUUUAUGUUUCUAGUAAACAUGUCAUGCUAAAUCGUGUCUGAUCAAUGGAAUGUUAGAUUGUUCUUUUGCCCAUAUUUAUUACUCUAGAUUAUGAGUCAUAAGAAAUCUACUCUCUCAAUAACCUAUGACAAGGAAAUGUUUAAUAUUCGCUUCCUUUUUUUUUUUUUUUUGGUGGGUACAUGGAAUAUCCCCCAAUAUUGUUACCAAGUAAAAGACGCAGAUCCAGAAAACAGCUUAAGUAAUAAAAAAAUUAAAAUUUAUUCUUUUAAAAGUAGCCCUUCAAGGUUGGGUCUUUCCAUGUCAUUUGUUCUUUCUGUUUAGUGGCUAAACGAUGAAGAAAAUGCCAUUCAGCUUACUUUGCCUUUCUGAUUUUGUAAGACGAUCACUCAGAGAAGUACAUACGUGAUUGACUAAAUUUUGGACGUCUAAAUCGGGGACAUGUUAUUCUGAUGAUUAGAUCUCUUUUGUGUUGUGAGGAGGACGAUUGAGAUUUUUUUUUUCUAUUUACGGAUAGCUUUUAGAAGUGCUUUAGAUUCAAGGUUGGAAUAGAAAAUAUACUUGAUUUUAUGCAAAGCCUGCUGCCAUCUUUAUUGAGUGCAUCUGAAUUAGGAUAGAUAUGCAGCAAGUCGUCAUUAUUCCUUUAUUAUGUUUCUAGUUCUUAAAGUUGUCAUCCUGACAUGUUACGGAUAUUUUUAUAAAGCAUUCUUGACGUCCAUAAUUAACUCAUUGGACUGACAUGAGGGCGUUGCGUUUGUGGACCAUUUGGAAAAUGAUUGGUGGAGUCAACGAAUUUUCCCUACACAUACGAGAGAUCAUGCAAAAGUGUAGCUUAUACAGAAGUGGACUUCACCACUUGUGUUGUUGUAUGUGGAAGUUCUAUUUCGGAGGCUUUAUAAUAACCCAGUUUUAGGUGACGGAUAACGAUGUCCCUGUGGGUUAGGAAAUACUUUGUUCCUUUUCCCAUUUGUAAUUCCGCGGUGUCAUUUUUGUGAAAUGGUGUUAGAUCUGUUUUUUAUUAUUGUUAAUAAUCAGUGUUUACCAAUUUUUUCAAAAGUGUGUAAAUCUGUAAGUGGCCUAGGAACUUAUGACAAUAAGACUAGAGAAAAUGGAAUAUCAAGAUGCUCAUGGGAUGUAAUUGACACAACUCCUGGGAUGGGGCAAUGUUGUGGUUCCUCUUUAUAUGAUAGGGGAUAAGAAUUGACGCAUAGAUUUUUAGCGUUUCUUGUUUGUUUGUAGAUUGGAUGCACCCAACCGCGCCGUGUUGCAGCAAUGAGCGUUGCUGCUCGUGUCUCUCAGGAGAUGGGAGUUAAACUUGGUCACGAGGUGAUUAGUUUUCUUUUCCAGACAAGAUAUCGAUUUCGACCUUUCAAUUUAGACGGUACAGUUCAUUCUGACUCUUGCUAUCGCAAUCAUAUUUUAUUAGGUUGGGUAUUCUAUUCGAUUUGAAGAUUGCACUUCAGACAAGACCAUCAUAAAAUACAUGACAGACGGAAUGCUGCUGCGGGAAUUUCUUAGUGAGCCUGAUCUUGCAAACUACAGGUAAUUUCACAGGUUGCAUCGUCCAAAUUUCUGUGUUUGUAUAUAUCCUCACAGUCGUGCGGCCUAAUUCGUGCUCCAUUUUGGAUACAUCAGUGUUGUGAUGGUGGAUGAAGCCCAUGAGAGAACUCUUUCCACGGAUAUUUUAUUUGGCUUGGUUAAGGUUUGAUUUUCUUCCUCUGAUGGUUAUCCGGUUUAUGAUUUUAUUCAAAAUAUUGGGCUAGCAAAAACGUGUUUCUCGUGCAGGACAUUGCUCGAUUUCGUAAAGAUCUCAAAUUGCUCAUUUCAAGUGCCACCCUUGAUGCUGAAAAGUUCAGUGAUUACUUUGAUGGGGCUCCUAUAUUUAAGAUACCAGGAAGAAGAUUUCCUGUGGACAUCCACUUCACGACAGCACCGGAAGCAGAUUACUUAGAUGCAGCUAUUGUUACUGUUCUUCAGAUUCAUGUGACUCAGUCCCCAGGUGACAUUCUAGUUUUCUUCACCGGGCAGGAGGAAAUCGAAGCUGCAGAUGAGAUACUGAAGCAUCGGACGAGAGGUUUGGGUACAAAAAUAGCAGAACUAAUCAUUUGCCCUAUAUAUGCAAACCUUCCGACUGAGCUUCAAGCAAAGAUUUUUGAGCCAACGCCAGAAGGGGCUCGCAAGGUCGUUUUGGCGACAAAUAUAGCGGAAACGUCAUUGACGAUAGAUGGAAUAAAGUAUGUGAUUGACCCUGGGUUUUGUAAAAUCAAGUCGUACAAUCCUCGCACAGGCAUGGAGUCCUUACUUAUUAAUCCCAUAUCGAAAGCUUCUGCAAUGCAGAGAGCUGGCAGGGCUGGACGAACUGGUCCUGGAAAAUGUUUCCGCCUCUACACAGCAUACAACUAUCAGCAUGAUUUGGAGGAUAAUACGGUCCCGGAAAUACAGAGGACUAACCUGGCAAACGUCGUUCUUACUCUCAAGAGUCUCGGUAUCAAUGAUUUGGUGAACUUCGAUUUUAUGGACCCGCCACCUUCUGAAGCAUUGCUGAAGGCACUUGAACUGCUUUUCGCUCUUAGUGCGUUGAAUAGCCGUGGUGAGUUGACUAAGGUGGGUCGGAGGAUGGCUGAGUUUCCUCUUGAUCCAAUGCUAUCGAAGAUGAUUGUUGCGUCUGAUAAGUAUAAAUGCUCUGAAGAGAUAAUUUCGAUAGCCGCAAUGCUGUCGAUCGGGAAUUCGAUAUUUUACAGGCCCAAGGACAAGCAAGUCCAUGCAGACAAUGCGAGGAUGAAUUUCCACACUGGGAAUGUGGGAGACCAUCUUGCGUUGCUGAAGGUUCGUUUAUCCAAUAGUUUACUUGGAUCGAAUUUCUCUACGUACAGCCCAAGUCCUAUCUUGCUCUGCUGAUUUGCGUUUACCGCUCAAAAUUAAGGUGGUGAGCAUGCUUUUUUUUUUUUUUUUUUUUCCCUUUUUUUUUCCCAGGUCUACGAGUCUUGGAGAGAGACCGACUUCUCAACCCAGUGGUGCUAUGAAAACUACAUUCAGGUGUGAUAUUUUUUCUGGGGAAAUGACACGAAGUUAUCUACUCCUUUGUACAUACGAGAUAGGCCUUUUUCUUCACAAUCUCUUAUCGUCCGAUCUUCAGGUUCGUAGUAUGAAACGUGCCCGGGAUAUUAGGGAUCAGCUCGAGGGCCUCUUGGAGAGGGUGGAGAUCGAACGAACAUCUAAUCCCAACGAGGCAGAUGCAAUAAAGAAGGCCAUAACGUCUGGUAGGGGAUACCCCAACGCGUCCAGCCACUGUCUUUCUCAUGAGCCCGCCUACCCCCCUUACAGACUUCUCUGCCCCCCUCAGGGUUUUUCUAUCACACGGCCAAGUUGCAGAAGACCGGGGCCUACCGGACUGUUAAAAACCCACAAACUGUUCACAUUCAUCCGAGCUCCGGUCUCGCACAGGUGAUCAUCUGUCAACCUCAUGGGGCAUCUUUCUACGCUGUCAGAGUCCUUUUUAAUUAUUAUUAUUUUUUCUGAUAUCCAGGUUCUACCCAGAUGGGUCGUCUACCACGAGAUGGUUCUUACGACGAAAGAGUACAUGCGGCAGGCAAGUCUAUGGAGGAUCGUAUAAUCCUCCUGUUUUCUGUGAGGAUUCAGACGGGCCUGAUGCUUGGCUAAAUUGCUGCAGGUGACGGAGAUCAAGCCCGACUGGCUGGUAGAAAUCGCUCCACACUACUAUCAGAUGAAGGACGUUGAAGACGGUGAGUGUUCCUCCAGAUUUAUGAUAAUAUUAGUAACUCAAUUCCUGUAAGUUGUUCCGAGAAAUGACGGGGAGCUUCUUCUGGUGGGCAGAUGGGUCGAAGAAAAUGCCUCGCGGGCAAGGACGAGCUUCAGCCGGGCCAGGUUCAAUAGAGGAGGCGGCGGCGGCGGCGGCUCACCGUUGA
Messenger RNA from Spirodela intermedia, 14170 nucleotides. NCBI's taxonomy places the organism in Eukaryota, Viridiplantae, Streptophyta, Magnoliopsida, Alismatales, Araceae. The record is from the annotation of a GenBank genome assembly.